GUUGGUGGAGGAAGUGUGGCGGAAGGGGGAUGAGGUGGUCGAGGUGGUGUUGAUGUCGGGGUUUUAUCUCGGGACUGCGGCAGAUUCUCGGCUCUAGAGCAGCAUGUCGCUCCCGCGGAGCUCCGCCCUCCGCGCGCUCACCGCCGCCGCCGCGCUGCUCGCGCUCUCCGCCGCAGCCGCCGCCGCGUUCAGCCCGGGAGCCGACAGCGAGCUCACCUUCGUACUUCCGGCCGGACACACCGAGUGCUUCUACCAGAGCGCCGCGCGCAACGGUACCAUGGAGGUGGAGUACCAGGUGAUUGCUGGAGCAGGUAUGGAUGUAGAUUUCUCCAUCAUCUCUCCUCAUGGAGUCCAGCUGGUCUCAGAGUUCAGACGCUCAGACGGUGUUCACAUGGUGGAGCCGACGGAGGAGGGGGAUUAUCAGUUCUGCUUUGAUAACAGCUUCAGCCGAUUCUCCGAGAAGAUGGUUUUCUUCGAGGUCAUUCUGGAGAGCUCGGCCAAUGACGCGGGGGCAGACGACGAGUGGGCGGGGCUUGGAGAGACUGAGAACCUGUUAGAAUACAAACUGGAGGAUAUCAGGGAGUCGAUGGAUUCCGUGCAUCGUCACCUGGAGAGAAGUCGUCAGAUGCAGACGGUCCUGCGGGCGUUCGAAGCUCGAGACCGGAACCUGCUGGAGGAUAACCUGUGGCGGGUCUCCUUCUGGUCCUGUACCUCUCUGAUGGUGAUGCUGGUGGUGGCCUUCACUCAGGUUUACACGGUGCGCCGUCUGUUCGACGAUAAGAGGAGGAUCAGCUCCUGAGGAACCUGGACUUCCAUUCAAAUUUAUCUUUAUUUUUGUUUGUAUUUUUGUUUAUUUUGUUUAUCUUUUUUUUUUUUUUUUACUUUUCUGGCAUUUUUUGGAGACGACGGGUCAGUUUAUGCAAAAGUUUGGGCACCUUUUUACGACUUUUCUGCUGUGAAGGUGUUGGAACCGGUAGACAUGGGUGGAUUUCACUGUGGUAAUCAAUUGGUUAGUCCUCAAAAUUACUGAUCACAUGAUCUUCUGAUUGGCCGGUGUGGAUAAGGGUUGCAACCCCUGCUCUAUAUUUAGGUAAAUCUAUUUUAUUUCUGUUUAAUUACUGAAUUUAACACACAUUCACAUUUACACUGAUUAAUAGGGGUGUUCACGAUUCGAUUCACGAUUCGAUUUUCUCACAAUAUUUGGAACAAAUUUGGAAUGACAAAAAAAAGGAGAUUUUUUCUUCUUUUUAUUUUUUAAGUGUAAAAUCUAAAAUAAAAAUGCACCUUCUAUAAAUGUUUCCUAAACAAACUACUGUGCUGUUUUAUUUCUUAUCAAUUAUUAAUUAGGGCAAUCUACAGUGAAAAUAUAAUUGUCUAAGGAAAUAUGCUUCAUUGCUCUACUUAAAUAGGUUUUUGUGUAUCUUCACCAAAGUAUUUCUGUUUUUUGGUGACUUUUUACCAUAUUUUUUGCACUAUAAGGAGCAAUCCUUUGAUUUUUUCCAAAAAUCGACAAAAUGCGAUACUUUAAUUUGGCUGCAUUCAAAAUUGAAACAUCAUCUUACUUUUCACUUUCCACUACAUUUAUAUUGGAAAUCUGUUGAUCCUUUCAGCUUUUCAAAAAAUUAAAAAAACUAAAUACUUUGAGUUCAAAAAUUAUUCAAAAAUGACUUGCUUAUCCUUCGCCCUUAGCUUACGCCCACUGGCUCUCCUGCCUGCACUAGUGAGAAAAUGACCUCUGGUUUUCAAACGAUGCAAAUGCGUAACAUUUCAUAAAGAGAACAUGAAAUUGUACGUUCCAAUGAUGCACAUCGUCCAAUUUGCUUAAUUAAUACUUUUUUACACCACUAUUAAUCAAAAAUUACAUUAUGAAAUUGUUGCCCUCACCACUACUGAUAAAGGACUAGAUUCUGAGCUUCUAUCUCUGACUGUACUUUAUCAUCUACGAGGAGAAAUAGCUCGAAAAAUAACAGGAUAAUCAGUGUAGAAAUAUUUAUAAAAUCACGAUGCUCUUCUUGAUCAGUGUAAAUGUAUAAUAAUGUUAUAUAAACUAGUGAAUAUAAACAGGUGGUGCCCAAACUUUUGCUGUUAGCUGUGUUUGUGUAUAUUAGCACUAUAAUGCUCUGCGGUGCUUCUGAUGGGAUGUGUUGAACAGAAGCAGCUUUAAAGGCUUUAAGGAGAAACAUCUGCAGGACUUUAUACAGCAGGACUUCAGGACUAUAAACUCUGUUGGUGAACGUUGAGGUUUUACUGCAGUUUACUCACUUUCUGACCACAUUUACUGGCUUUAAAAGCUAUCUUUAAUUUGGUUUAUCAUUCAAAAUCCAGGCCUAAUUCACCAGUAAUGCGUCCAAAUGUCUUCAAUUCUAAUGAAUUUUCAAUUUAAACACGUUAAAAAAGUGUAAUUUUACUGUAUAAUGCAGUAAAUUACAGUAUAUUUCAAUUAAUUAAUGAAUGAACAAAUAAUAACAAUUCAAAAUGGUACUGUACAAUAAUUAUAAAUGUUACAUUUAAUUGUGAUAUUUGCAUUUCUUACAUAUAAUAGGUAAAAUUGUGUUUACAUUAAUUGAGCCCUUUCAACAAUUAACAACAUACAGUACUGACCGUUUCUACUUUUUGGGAGAAAUUCUUUAAUCUUAGUAAUCAUUUUUACACAAAAUCUAAACUGUUAUUUAUUUAAAAUAGGGAUGCACUGAUGUGGGAGUUUUUUGUACAACUUACGUUUAUAAUUACACACCUUGGUAUAACUUUAAAAACAAAUGUAAUAAAUAAUGCAUUUUAUUUUAGCUUUCAACUGACGGUAAAAUGAAAGGAAUGUACUAAGAAAUUAGUUUU
Astyanax mexicanus (Mexican tetra) is the source of this 2832-nucleotide messenger RNA. It is a transcript of the gene tmed1b, whose product is annotated as transmembrane p24 trafficking protein 1b. Gene Ontology annotation, cellular component: Golgi apparatus; endoplasmic reticulum-Golgi intermediate compartment; endoplasmic reticulum. The record is from RefSeq and is a predicted model, not a curated record. The transcript is spliced from 4 exons. Bases 104 to 799 code for a protein of 231 amino acids. Lineage: Eukaryota; Metazoa; Chordata; Actinopteri; Characiformes; Acestrorhamphidae. Gene Ontology annotation, biological process: Golgi organization; intracellular protein transport; endoplasmic reticulum to Golgi vesicle-mediated transport.